Messenger RNA from Penicillium macrosclerotiorum, 1305 nucleotides. Its product is annotated as VHS and GAT domain-containing protein. Gene Ontology annotation, cellular component: actin cortical patch. Bases 1 to 1305 code for a protein of 434 amino acids. Gene Ontology annotation, molecular function: ubiquitin binding; phosphatidylinositol binding. The transcript has 5 exons. Lineage: Eukaryota; Fungi; Ascomycota; Eurotiomycetes; Eurotiales; Aspergillaceae. The record is from RefSeq and is a predicted model, not a curated record. Gene Ontology annotation, biological process: actin filament organization; actin cortical patch localization; endocytosis.
AUGAAGGGUUUCUUCCGCUCUCUGGGGAGCCGGCGCUCAAGCUCCGAUAGCAGCCCGGACCACAGCGAAGACUCCCCAGAAUCCGUCCUGUUGCAGGAAAUGAAAACCUUUUGCGAAGGGACCAAUUCUCCACAGACGCAGCAAGGAAAUGAAUUCGUUCAUCUGCCUCGCAUCGUUGAAACGGCCGAGUCCAGCCCCGCGGCGGCCAAGGAGGCGGCGCAUCGGAUCAAAAAAUACCUCUCCUCUCCGAGCAACACCCCGAAUCAUGUCCAGUACAAUGCGAUCAUGGUCAUGCGCAUUCUGGUUGACAACCCAGGCCACAGCUUCACGCGCAACUUUGACUCCAAGUUUGUCACCGUCAUCAAGGAGCUAUUGCGCAACGGGCGUGACUGGCAUGUCCAGCACUACUUGCGCCAGUACCUGAACACCCUCGAGGCGAAUCGGGCAGGGGAUGAGGAUUUGCAGCUUUUGCUGCAGAUGUGGGCCAAGGAGAAGACCAAGGGUAAUCAAUCCUUCAUUGAUCGAUAUCCGACAGCAAGCGCACAGCAGGGAAAUCCCAUGGCGGCACACCCAUACCCGAGCCGUCCUCCUCUCCCGCCCAAGACCCUGCCGGAGCCUGGUGAACUGGCGGCGCGCAUUGAGGAGGCCAAAAACUCGGCGAAGCUGCUUACCCAGUUUGUUCAGACCACGCCGCAGGCGGAGUUGGAGGGCAAUGAGCUCGUCAAGGAGUUCGUUGACCGAUGCCGGACCUCGUCUCGACUACUCCAAACGUAUAUCCAUUCGACCAACCCGACUCCCGACGAGGAUACCCUCCUCACCCUGAUCGAAACCAACGAUGAAAUUUCCGUGGCCAUUUCCCAGCAGCAGCGCGCCAUGUUGAAGGCCCGCAAGGCGCGUGGCGCUUCAUCUCCGGCCUCCCAAAAUGUGAAUAGCCCGACUUCGUCGAACAGUGAGGCUGUGGCCUCCGGUGCUGCCCAUGUUGCACCGGCACCGGCACCGGCGGUGACUGCCGUGUCUGCGAACAUUAUUUCGCCCGUGGAUCUGUCCAUGCCGAAUCUCCAAACCCCAGAGCAUCAAUCUGACUCGGCGGGUGAACGCACCAGCACUGUGAUGUCAGGCGGGCGGCCCAACGCAGCGCGCCCCAAUACCGAUACGUUUGAGUAUAACUCGGCCGAUUAUGAGGUGCAAAAUCCGUUUGCCGACGACUUUGCCACGCAUGACUCCGAACAUGAGCGGACCAGUCACCCAGCGACCACAGUUCCCGGUUCGCGCAUGCGCCUCGAGCCCACAGAGCAGGAGCGUUAA